Molecule: messenger RNA, 720 nt
Organism: Drosophila subobscura
Lineage: Eukaryota; Metazoa; Arthropoda; Insecta; Diptera; Drosophilidae
Gene: Sec61gamma
Product: protein transport protein Sec61 gamma-2 subunit
Exons: 2
Coding region: 162-368 (68 amino acids)
Biological process (GO): post-translational protein targeting to membrane, translocation; protein targeting
Cellular component (GO): Ssh1 translocon complex; membrane
Molecular function (GO): transmembrane protein transporter activity
Source: RefSeq, a predicted model, not a curated record
CCUAUGCAUCAAAGCAACUCUGUUUAUUUGACAUUUUGACGUGGAAUAUCAACUGGGCACGAUUUGUAAGGCUGACACGACAACGAAACGUAACCUAUUCAUUAUUCAUUCCAGUGUACAUUUUUGAACCGUUUGCAGUUUCUAUUAAAUUCUAAAGUAACAUGGACAAAGUUGUUAAGUUCGCUGAGCCAGGUCGCGCUUUCGCCAAGGACUCGAUCCGUCUCGUAAAACGCUGCACUAAGCCCGACCGCAAGGAGUUCCAGAAAAUUGCCAUCGCCACUGCCAUUGGCUUCUGCAUCAUGGGCUUUAUUGGCUUUUUCGUCAAGCUGAUACACAUCCCCAUCAACAACAUUAUUGUGGGAUCGUAAAUGGAGCAGAUGUCGAGGGACCAGAACAAUAACAAUCAUCAAUACUAGAAUACAUCAAAUAGAUAUUUUUUCGUUAACAGCUGGCAUUACACUACAUACAUAUAUACAAAUACCUAUGUGCAUUCAGCGAAUGUCUUUUCUGCUCUCCCCUUUUCAUACAUACAUACAACAUAUAUGUUUGUGAAAGCGUAUUGAAGGGGUCUAAAAUCAUUUAUGUUUCUAUAUUUAAAGGAAUAACAUCGCGUUAGCAAUAAGAACCAAUUGUAAAAAGAAAUGCGUGACAUUUUUCAGAGCAUUGCUUUGGGCUUGCCCUGACCUGCCCAUUAAUAAAUGCGAGACACAUUUUCCACUA